Anguilla anguilla (European eel) is the source of this 2115-nucleotide messenger RNA. Its product is annotated as sodium/myo-inositol cotransporter-like. Gene Ontology annotation, molecular function: D-glucose:sodium symporter activity. The transcript has a single exon. The record is from RefSeq and is a predicted model, not a curated record. Gene Ontology annotation, biological process: myo-inositol transport; inositol metabolic process; transmembrane transport. Gene Ontology annotation, cellular component: plasma membrane. NCBI's taxonomy places the organism in Eukaryota, Metazoa, Chordata, Actinopteri, Anguilliformes, Anguillidae. The coding region runs from base 4 to 2115 and encodes 703 amino acids.
AGAAUGGGCCCUUCGAUGGAAGCUGCAGACAUUGCUGUUGUGGUGCUUUACUUUCUGCUGGUCUUGUCCAUUGGCCUAUUUGCCAUGUGGAAGGCCAAUCGGAGCACGGUUCGUGGGUACUUCCUGGCCGGGCGCUCCAUGAACUGGGUUGUGAUCGGCGCGUCCCUGUUUGUCAGUAACAUCGGCAGCGAGCACUUCAUCGGCCUGGCGGGCUCUGGAGCGGCGAGCGGCUACGCAGUCGCAGCCUUCGAGUUCAAUGCGCUGCUGGUCCUGCAGCUGCUGGGCUGGGUCUUCAUCCCCGUCUACAUCUACUCCGGCGUGUACACCAUGCCGGAUUACCUGGCCAAGCGCUACGGCGGCAAACGGCUGAAGAUGUACUUGGCCGGUCUCUCCCUCCUGCUCUACGUCUUCACCAAGCUCUCUGUGGCCCUGUACUCGGGCGCGCUCUUCAUUCAGGAGUCUCUGGGCUGGGACCUGUACCUGUCCGUCAUCCUGCUGAUCGCCAUGACCGCGGUGUUGACGGUGACUGGCGGGCUGGCGGCUGUCAUCUACACCGACACGCUCCAGGCGGUGCUCAUGAUCGCGGGCGCGCUCACCCUGACCGCUAUCAGCCUGGCCAAGGUGGGGGGGCUGGAGGCGGUGCGCACCAAGUACAUGUUGGCCACCCCCAACGUCACUGCCAUCCUGGCGUCCGGGAACUUCACCUACAGCAGCACCUGCCGCAUCCACCCCAAACCGCAGGCGCUGAAGGUCCUGCGCGGCCCGCUGGACGAAGACCUCCCGUGGCCCGGGUUCCUCCUGGGCCAGACCCCGUCAUCCAUCUGGUACUGGUGCGCCGAUCAGGUCAUCGUCCAGCGCGUGCUAGCGGCCAAAAACAUCGCCCACGCCAAGGGCUCCACUCUGAUGGCGGGGUUCCUGAAGGUCCUGCCCAUGUUCGUCAUCGUCAUCCCCGGGAUGAUCUCGCGCAUCCUGUUCACGGACGAGCUGGCCUGCAUCGGGCCCGAGCACUGCCUGCGGGUGUGCCAGAGCCAGGCCGGCUGCUCCAACACGGCGUACCCGCGGCUGGUGAUGAGCGUGAUGCCCGCGGGGCUGCGCGGGCUCAUGAUGGCCGUGAUGAUCGCCGCCCUGAUGAGCGACCUGGACUCCAUCUUCAACAGCGCCAGCACCAUCUUCACGCUAGACGUGUACAAGAUGGUGCGCAAGAGCUCCUCCUCCAGGGAGCUGAUGGUGGUGGGCCGGCUGUUCGUGGUCGUCAUGGUGGCCAUCAGCAUCGCCUGGGUGCCCGUCAUCGUCCAGAUGCAGGGCGGCCAGAUGUACAUGUACAUCCAGGAGGUGGCCGGCUACCUGACCCCGCCCGUCGCCGCCCUCUUCCUGCUGGGCGUGUUCUGGAAGCGCUGUAAUGAGGCGGGGGCCUUCUGGGGGGGCGUGACCGGUUUCGUGCUGGGCUCCGCCCGCCUGGUCCUGGCCUUUAUUUACCGGGAGCCCCCCUGCGAUCGCCCUGACGACCGGCCGGCUCUGAUCAGCGGGGUGCACUACAUGUACGUGGCGGCCGGGCUGUUCUGGGUGUCGGGGCUGGUGGUGGUGGGGGUCAGCCUGUGCACCCUGCCCCCCAGCGAGGAGCAGGUAAGCAGCACCACUCUGUGGGGGCUGCGGCGCAAGGGCCGGCAGCCAAUCAGAUACCAGGAGGGGAGCGUCACCCACUGUAACGGCACCAGCAGGCCCCACAAGCCGCCGCCCUCCAGCACACAGACAGAGGGAGGCACUGGGCCGGCCGACAUCGUCCUGCUGGUCUCUCCCUCAGGCCGGCCAGAGAGCCCCGCCCCCACCGAACACCACGGGAACGGCCAUGCCCACCUGGACCACCGUGAGGACAGCGAUGGCGCUGUGAGGGAGAGAGGGAGGUGCCUGAAGGCUCUGGACUGGUUCUGCGGCUACAGAGAGCCGGCUAGGAUUGCCUCACCCGCAGACGCCCUGCCCAACACUUCCCGGGAAGAGGACAGGCGCCUGGUUCUGGAGAUGCUUUACGAGCCUCCCAGAGUCAGACUGGUCCUGAACCUGGGCCUUCUGAUGGUGUGCUGCUUAGGGCUCUUCAUGCUCAUCUUUUUCUCUCUGUAG